Phlebotomus papatasi is the source of this 831-nucleotide messenger RNA. RefSeq names its product chymotrypsin-2-like. Bases 19 to 804 code for a protein of 261 amino acids. Gene Ontology annotation, biological process: proteolysis. Gene Ontology annotation, molecular function: serine-type endopeptidase activity. The record is from RefSeq and is a predicted model, not a curated record. The transcript is spliced from 2 exons. NCBI's taxonomy places the organism in Eukaryota, Metazoa, Arthropoda, Insecta, Diptera, Psychodidae.
UGUUUUUCGACAACCACAAUGCUGCGUAAAUUAUUUGUAUUCUUCGUGUUUGGAGUUAUAGGGACUUUCUGCAUGGUUCCACAGAAUCAUCAAAAAGUAACGAGACAUUCUGAAAAUUUUAUUGUUGGUGGUCAAAAUGCUGUUCCUGGACAAUUUCCUCAUGCGGUUUCUUUGAGAAAUACAAGCAAUGCCCAUUUUUGUGGUGGAUCUAUUAUAACAGAUCGAUGGAUUUUAUCAGCUGCUCAUUGCACAAUGACGCGGACACCAGAAAACACAUGGAUAAUUGUUGGAGCCCUACAACUUAGUACUGGUGGCACUAAUGUUUAUACAAAUCGUAUUAUCAACCAUCCGGAUUUCUAUCCCCUGGACGAAGCGGGAGAUAUAUCACUCCUCGAGACCAGGGAUACCCUUAUCUUCUCAUCCACGGUUUAUCCUAUUAACUUAAAUCCACAAUACAUCGGACCUGGAGUUGUUACAACUGUUUCUGGAUGGGGAAGAACCGGCACAAAUGAUCCCUUUCCUGACACUCUUCAAUGGCUGAAUAAAAACACAAUUACUAACGAAGAGUGUUACGAGAGAUUACCUGUGAAUGAUGCUCAUAUUCUUCAAGAUAAUAUGAUAUGUGGAUUAACACCACCAGGACAAGGCGUGUGCAGUGGGGAUUCAGGGGGGGCUUUAUUUAUUGGAAAUACGGCUAUAGGUAUAGCUUCCUGGGCAAUAUUUCCCUGUGGACAAGAAUAUCCUGAUGUCUACACAAGAAUUUCUACCUACUACAACUGGCUUCUUGUCCAAAUGGAAUCAUAAGUAGAAUAAAUAUAUUUAAAUCAAAAA